AUGCCUCGAGAUUCGCGCCCAGCCGGGAUGCGCCUCUUCGGCGUCACCAUCGCGCCGGCGCCGGAGGCGGAUCCGCCGGAACGGGAUCCGAGCCCCAACCCGCCCGUGGCGGCCAGGGAGGACGUGAUGCGCAAGUGCAAGAGCAUGGGCAACCUCGCCGCUCUUGGCGCUGGCGCGGACGGUGGAGGUGGCGCGGACGGCGGAGGCGCCGGCGACGGGUACCUCUCCGAUGGCGGGCUGAUGCAGUCGUCCGGGAAGCGGCGGAGGGCGCAGGAGAGGAAGAAAGCUGUUCCUUGGACUGAAGAGGAGCAUAGAACAUUUCUUGCUGGUCUUGAAAAGCUAGGGAAGGGAGACUGGAGGGGUAUAGCGAAAAAUUUCGUUACCACCAGAACACCAACUCAAGUUGCAAGUCAUGCUCAGAAAUAUUUUCUUAGACAAACUAAUCCAAACAAGAAGAAGCGCAGAUCUAGUCUUUUUGACAUGAUGCCAAGAGAGCUGUCACCAACACCAAAUUGCCCCAUAUUACCACCAUCGAUGGCAAAAGUACAUGACGUGGUAGCUAUGACGAAACAGCUCCAGAAUAGCAACUUGGAAGGAGCCUCAUCUUCCAAUGCAGCUAAUGUAGCAUCUCAAGUUGGAAGAGAUCUCCCCCCAGUUCCAUCUUUUAAGGCAACAAAUAUAGAUUCAAGUUUCAGCAAAUUUAGCCACAUGGAACGCUACUGGAGAACUCCCAACCCAUUCAGACCAAUUCCUAGAGCCCCUGAAGGGACGUCUUCAUCAACUCCUGUUGCUGCCAAUAUAGCUGUUCCAGCCUCUCAAGCUAACCUGACUGCAUGUACUAGCACAUUCUUGAGCCAGCGAGGUGAUACUUCAUCAUUGCCUCCGAAGGGAGAUCCUCCAUCAGAGGAGGAUGAUUUGGAACUGACUGUUGCCCCACCCUCCCAACAACAAAAUAUGACCAAUAUGUCUUCCCAGAAUGCGGUCCAGACAGAAGGCAUCUCACAUUAUGAUAUCAAAUAUUAUCAAUGUGAAAAGUGA
Messenger RNA from Miscanthus lutarioriparius, 1038 nucleotides. NCBI's taxonomy places the organism in Eukaryota, Viridiplantae, Streptophyta, Magnoliopsida, Poales, Poaceae. The record is from the annotation of a GenBank genome assembly.